AAAAUAAAGUAGUGGUUUUUUUUUGUUGUGUGUUUUAUGAUUAUUUUUUUUUCGGGUUAAAAAGUGAUUUGUGAAUAUUAUUAUUAAUUUUUUUUUGCCCAAAAAUAUGGAUAAUAUUGUCAUUGAUCAUUAUGUCUAUGUCAGAGGGAUGGUUUAUAAUGCUGCUAGAGAUGGAGAUCUAUCCCGAUUAAAGGCAUAUUUACAAUCAAAUAAAGAUAAGGAUGAAGUUUCAAUGCUUGUAGCCGCAAAAACUGGUGGUGCAACACCAUUAGUAAUUGCUUGUCGAAAUGGACAUUUUGCUGUUGCGGAAUACCUCAUUGAACGAUGUAAAGCAGAUAUUGAACAACCCGGAUCAGUUACGUUUGAUGGAGAAACAAUUGAAGGUGCGCCCCCGCUGUGGUGUGCAGCAGCUGCAGGUCAUUUUGAAGUUGUACGUUUACUGGUAGAGCAUGGUGCUAACGUAAACAGUACAACACGUACAAAUUCAACACCGUUGAGAGCAGCAUGCUUUGACGGACACUUUGAAAUAGUUAAAUAUUUAAUAACACAUGGUGCAGAUAUUGAAGUGGCGAAUCGACAUGGUCAUACCUGUUUAAUGAUCGCCUGUUAUAAGGGACAUAUCAGGAUAGCAAAAUUUUUAUUAGCUUUAAAAGCGGAUGUAAAUAGGAAAAGUGUUAAAGGGAAUACAGCUUUACAUGAUUGUGCAGAGUCUGGUAGCUUAGAAAUACUUAAAUUACUUAUUGAACAUGGUGCAACUAUGGAUGUAGACUCUUAUGGAAUGACACCACUUUUAGCUGCAAGUGUUACCGGCCAUAAUCAUAUUGUAGAAUACUUAAUUAAAUUUCCAAACUUAGUCACACGAGAAGAACGAAUUGAUGCUUUAGAAUUAUUAGGUGCAACUUAUGUUGAUAAAAAACGUGAUAUGAUUGGUGCAUUAGAUUUAUGGAAACGAGCUAUGGAUGAAAGAUUUGAAGAAAAUCAAAUAGCUUUACGAAAACCCACAGAUAUUGAAACAGUUCCCGCAUACGACCACACAAAAGAAUUUACAAACAAAGAAGAAUUAGAAGAAUUAAUGGCAGACCCAGAUGAAAUGCGAAUGCAGGCAUUAGUAAUUCGAGAACGUAUAUUAGGACCAGCACAUCCAGACACUAGUUAUUACAUCCGAUAUCGAGGCGCUGUUUACGCGGAUGCUGGUAAAUUCAACCGUUGUAUAGAAUUGUGGAACUACGCAUUAGAUAUGCAACAAUCGAUGUUGGAACCAUUAAAUCCAAUGACACAAAGCUCUCUGUUCUCGUUCACCGAACUGUUUUCAUUUAUGAUGGGCGAAGAAGGUCGACCUACAACUCGUGGACGAGUUGUACCACCAAUUGAAUUUUUAGAACUAAUACGUGUUUUUCAUAAAUCAGUGCGUGAAGUUGAGCUUGGCAAUCAAAUGUUAGAUAAAGUUUCACAUUUGGAACGUGAUGUGACGUGCUUAACUCGUGUGUUAGUUAUAACCUUACAUUUAGCGUGUUUAUUAACGAGACUCUUAGAUCAUCCAAGUUGUGACGAGAAAAUUUCACAAGUGAUUCAUCGUCAAGUAUAUACGUUAGUGAAAUUACGUGUGCGUAGUCGAUUAGGACGGACUGCAUUACAUUUAGCGUGUUGUCGUGAAGCGGCACUUGUUGGUCGAUAUCCAGCUUGCCAAUUUCCCGCGCCACAUUUAGCGAAAGUAUUAUUAAAAGUCGGUGCCGAUGUGAAUGCCAAAGAUGAAGAGGGUAACACACCGUUACAUUUAGCCGCUCUAGCACGUCCAUGUCCCGCUAGUUUAGCUGAAACGUUGUUAUCGAAUGGUGCACAUAUUGAUGAAACGAACAAUGACGGAGACACCUUCGAAAGUCUACUAAAAGGUCAACAAGUGCAUGAACUAGUGAAUAGUGCAAAGUACACAAGACUGAGUUGUAUGGCGGCCAGAGUUAUACGACGACAUCAAAUCCCCUACAAAGGAGUUGUACCCCUAGCACUGGAAGCGUUCGUUUCGAGUCAUUGACUGUAUUUUUUAGGAAAUAAUUUUUAUUAUUAAUUAUUUAAAAAAGAAAAUGUGCAAACAAAAAACGUUUUCUCCCCUUGAUUUUUUGUGUCGGGGAAAAAUAUAUUAUUGUAUAUUUUCCACGUUGUUGUUUGAAACAGAUAAUUAAAUAAUAAAAUAUUUGUGUAUAAAAGAAAAUUCGAUGACAAAAAUUUAUUUACCUGAAAAUCGACUAAAAACACUCAAAACCGGUUAUAACGACACCAGUUGCGAUCGAUAGUUCGUUGUUAGCGAUAUAUAAAUAUCAGACGAAAAAUUAAAUUUCGUUCGUCAAAGUUGGAAAACCAAAGACUUGACUAGGUUUACAUUUUUCUUCGGAGGAAAUUGAUUACAGUGAAACAUCCAUACCUUUUUGGAAACCAAUUCGUACUACAAAAAAAAUAACGACUGUCAUUUACAACAGUUAGUCGCUCUACGUUUAAAAGAAUAUAUAUUGGUCGUUAUAAAUAACUAAUAGAAAUUGUGGACGCUGUAACAGAUAUGUCGUUUUAUCCGAUGUUGUUAUAAAAGUUUGUUCAAAUAUGGGUUCAAUUUGGACCUAGCAAAUUUUAAUCGUAAUAAACGAUUCGUCGCUAUAUACAAUGUCGCUAUAACCAAUUUUGACUGAACAUUGUUUAAAGAAUUUUUUUUUCGUAUUAAAAUAAUUAAAAAAAGUAUUUGCUGUUAAAUUAUUAAAGAAAGUUUGGAUACCAUUGAGAUAUAAAUAUUGAGAGGACAUAGGAAAAUGGAAAAUUUAUACAAGGAAUUAAGUAAAAUGCAGCUUUUAAAUUAGUAUUUUUUCGAAACGGAAACUAUUAUCACAUUUCCAUUCAAUUAUUUUCCAACACGGUGGCCACAAAACGGGAAAAUCUGAAAUGUAAUUGAUUGGGAAUAAUUUUGACAAUCAGGGAAAUUUAACCCUUCAGACUGGUUGUCUUUUCUACCACAAUCAAUUCUUGUGAUGAGAAAAAAAAAAUUUUGUACGCUAUUGCGCAAACGCCAAGAGCAAAAUUUCAAAUUUUGUUCAAACGUGGAGGGGGUACCAUAAGUAAACUGGAAAGAAUUACAAAACCGAAAAAUUAUGAAAAUAUAUUAUUUUUUUUAAAUUCCAAUUUCCAUGCGUCUCAGUGUAUUUAUUGGGUCAAUCUAUAAAUCAGACCUAAAUUAUUAAUUCAUUGGUGAAUAACAUUCAUUUUACAGCUUUAGGAGAAUAUCGAAAUUUGUUAGUGAAAUUGCCAAAGAUAUCUACAUUUGGUAUUCAUAACGAGCCAAAGUAGAUUUCGCAUAAAAAUUUACAAAACUAUGUAUUGCGGACUAAAGAAAAUUUUCUUCAAUUUACCGUCUAUUUUGAGCAACGAUUUUAUCUGAAUUUUAGUGGUUUCAAUUUAAAAGCGAGAGGAAGAGGGUUCUGUAAUUCAUUUAAUUUUACGGCUGUGAAUAAUAAAGAAAAUGGAUUUUCCUCUCCCAAAAAAAAAAAAGAUCUUAAACUACCUAUCAUUUGAAAAACUAAAGUGUUUUUGUAACUGUAUUUUUGUUUGGUAAUAUUUUUCACUGAAAAUGGAAAGAUGCGAAUGUUUGUAAACUAUUCUCAACAAUCAGUUAUCGAAAAUUUACUGAAUACAAAUCAAAAAACUUUUGUCACAUGACGUAACGUUAUAUUUAUGACGUAACCACAUAAAUAUAAACGUGGCCAUUGUUUAAAAUGAUUUCAGUUUGUUAGAUAAUCAAAAAUGUACAGCGUCCAUCUGUAAAAAUGUCUA
Messenger RNA from Chrysoperla carnea, 3807 nucleotides. Its product is annotated as protein fem-1 homolog CG6966. The record is from RefSeq and is a predicted model, not a curated record. Gene Ontology annotation, molecular function: protein binding. The transcript has 5 exons. Lineage: Eukaryota; Metazoa; Arthropoda; Insecta; Neuroptera; Chrysopidae. Bases 107 to 2029 code for a protein of 640 amino acids.